CAAGUUCUGCCGUGACGUCACCAGCUCCUGCCGCUGAGGAGUUGGAGGAGGACGUCUUCCUGCCCAGCCCCCACGUGUCCCUGGCAGGGGCGCCCAGCGUCAGCCAUGAGGCUGCCCAAGGGGGCUGGCAACACUGUGUUCUAUGCCCAGCACCCAGAAAAGGAGGAGAAGCUGCCCUCAAGGAAGGAGGUGAAGCAGACUCCAGUCAUCAUGGCCUUGAUCAGAGGUCCGGGGCCCGCCAAGUACCUACGGCCAUCGUGCACAGGCUAUGUGGCCCACGACAGCUCCCUGGUCCGGGGGCCGGCAUUCACCCUGCAUGAGAGGCACUCCGAGAAGCGGAUCACAGACAUAUGCAGCCCUGGGCCCUGCUACUACUUGGAUCCUAAAAUAACCCGCUUUGGAAUGUCCACCUGCCCGCAGGUGCCCAUGGACAGCCGCGUCACCAGCCUGCGCCUGAGCCCCACACCGGCCCCUGGCCACUAUAACCUGGAGAAGACCCGUCCCCCUGAUGAGCGCAGGGCUCCCCAGUACAGCUUUGGCUACCGGUGCCCAGUCCGGGUGAUGGAUCCCAACCCAGCCCCCAACUGCUACCAGCUGCCCCUCUUGCUGGGGCCAAACACCCCAGUCCGCCGGGCUGCUCCCUGCUUCAGUCUGGCCCCUGCGGUUAAGACCUGGUUCUACCGGGAGAACCUGGCUGGGGGUCCUGGGCCGGCUGCACAUGCCCGGCCAGAGCCGUCUGUGUACCAGAACCGCAGCCCAGCAUACAGCAUGGCACGGCGCCACGCUUACCCACUGGACCACACACCAAGGCCCGGGCCCGGCUCCCACGAUGUGCAGCGGGUCACCCUGCACAAGCCCCGCACGCCUGCCUUCACCAUGGGCACCAAGCACUCGGCCCACCUGUGCCCCCUGGUGGUGGACAUCAGAGACUGAGCCUGCGGCUUGCCCUCCCGCCCUGCAGAUGUUAUUUUUCUAUUCCAGCAGAGCUGGUGCCUGCAUUAGAUAAAUAUUUUGUGUGUUCA
This is a messenger RNA of Chinchilla lanigera (long-tailed chinchilla), 1022 nucleotides long. It is a transcript of the gene Cimap1c, whose product is annotated as outer dense fiber of sperm tails 3-like 1. The record is from RefSeq and is a predicted model, not a curated record. The transcript has 4 exons. Gene Ontology annotation, cellular component: cytoskeleton. The coding region runs from base 106 to 933 and encodes 275 amino acids. Lineage: Eukaryota; Metazoa; Chordata; Mammalia; Rodentia; Chinchillidae.